AUGGCAGACCCUUGUCGGAUCGUGGUGAUGGCCAGCGGCAACGGCUCCAACUUCCAAGCCCUCAUCGACGCCGUCGCCUCCGGCCAAAUUGCUGACUCCAAAAUCAUCCGCCUCUACGUCAACCGCGGCAAGGCAUUCGCUACCACACGUGCCGAGCGCGCCGGCAUCCCGUGGGAGUACUUCAACCUGAUCUCUCACGGGUUCCAAGCCAAAGGGGAGAAGGACCCGGUCAAGAUCCAGGAGUCACGGGAUAAGUAUGAUGCAGCGCUGGCGGAGAAGUUGUUGCAGGGGGGUGUAGAGACACGGCCGGAUUUGGUGGUGCUGGCUGGGUGGAUGUAUGUGUUUGGGAAGAGUUUUUUGGAUCCGUUGGAUGCGGCGGGGGUUAAGAUUAUUAACCUCCAUCCGGCAUUGCCAGGCAAAUAUGACGGCGCCGGUGCUAUUGAGCGCGCGUAUGAGGAUUUCAAGGCGGGCAAAUUGGAGAACAAUAAGACUGGAAUCAUGGUUCACUAUGUCAUCGCCCAGGUGGACCGGGGCGAGCCGAUUUUGGUGAAGGAGAUUGAGUGCCAGGACGACGAGGAUCUGUCCCAGCUUGAGGAGCGCAUUCACUCACAUGAGCACCAGUUGAUUGUGGAGGCGAGCGCCAAAGUAGCACGAGCGGUAGUUGCAAGGAAGAGGGAGAGCAAAACGCAAUAA
Dichotomopilus funicola is the source of this 693-nucleotide messenger RNA. RefSeq names its product formyl transferase. Gene Ontology annotation, molecular function: phosphoribosylglycinamide formyltransferase activity. Gene Ontology annotation, biological process: 'de novo' IMP biosynthetic process. Lineage: Eukaryota; Fungi; Ascomycota; Sordariomycetes; Sordariales; Chaetomiaceae. Gene Ontology annotation, cellular component: cytoplasm. The record is from RefSeq and is a predicted model, not a curated record. The transcript has 2 exons. Bases 1 to 693 code for a protein of 230 amino acids.